This is a messenger RNA of Terrapene triunguis (Three-toed box turtle), 1948 nucleotides long. RefSeq names its product SH3 domain binding kinase 1 (gene SBK1). NCBI's taxonomy places the organism in Eukaryota, Metazoa, Chordata, Testudines, Emydidae. Gene Ontology annotation, biological process: peptidyl-serine phosphorylation; peptidyl-threonine phosphorylation. The transcript has 4 exons. Gene Ontology annotation, molecular function: ATP binding; protein serine/threonine kinase activity. The record is from RefSeq and is a predicted model, not a curated record. Bases 153 to 1409 code for a protein of 418 amino acids.
GGCAACUGGUCCAGGAGACUGAGGACCUGCUGACUCUGGCUUCACUGGCCUCCGGGCAGACUGGUGAGGGGCAAGAGGAUGCCAACACCUAUGCAACGUGCCCGAGCCUGGAACUGCCCCCACUGUGGUGCACUGGCUGUGGGAGCAAGGAAAUGGAUACCUUCUGCUUCGUCUGCUUCCAGAAAGAGGAGCUACAGCCCUUGCAAAUGAACAGUGCGACAAUGAGUGCUGGCUCGAUCGAGCAGGAGCCGUCGCGCAAGCUGGCCUGCUGCGGGGUGCCCCUGAUCACCGAGGACAUGCAGUCGCUGGCCAUCCGCACCCUCUCCGGCACCGACAUCAACAAGCACUAUGACCUCAUCCGCGAGCUUGGCAAGGGCACCUACGGCAAGGUGGACCUGGUGUCCCACAAAAGCACAGGCACCAAAAUGGCGUUGAAGUUCGUGAACAAGAGCAAGACGAAGCUGAAGAACUUCUUGCGGGAGUUCAGCAUCACCAACACGCUCUCCUCCAGCCCCUUCAUCAUCAAGGUCUUUGACGUGGUCUUUGAGACUGAGGAUUGCUACGUCUUCGCUCAGGAGUACGCGCCUGGUGGGGACCUCUUUGACAUCAUCCCGCCACAGGUGGGCCUCCCCGAGGACAUGGUGAAGCGCUGUGUGCAGCAGCUGGGCCUGGCCCUGGACUACAUGCAUAGCAAGAACUUGGUGCACCGGGACAUCAAGCCGGAGAACGUACUGCUCUUUGACCGCGACUGCCGCCGGGUGAAGCUGGCCGACUUCGGCAUGACCCGCAAGGUGGGCUGCCGGGUGAAGCGCAUCAGCGGCACCAUACCCUACACAGCGCCCGAGGUGUGCCAGGCCGGCCGGGCCGAAGGCUUCGCCGUGGACACCAGCAUUGACGUGUGGGCCUUCGGGGUGCUCAUCUUCUGCGUCCUGACUGGCAACUUCCCCUGGGAGGCAGCCUCUGCCUCGGACACCUUCUUUGAGGAGUUUGUGCGGUGGCAGAAGGGGCGCCUGGCAGGCCUGCCAUCCCAGUGGCGGCGCUUCACAGACAACGCCCUGCGCAUGUUCCAGCGUCUCCUGGCCCUGGACCCCGAGAAGCGCUGCCCCGUCAAGGAGGUCUUCUACUUCAUCAAGUAUGACCUGAUGUCAGAGGUGCGCCGCCGGCCCUCCUACCGCUCCCGCAAGCAUGCCGGAGAUAAGCUCUCCGCCGGCCCCCACCGCCAUGAGACGCCCAGCUCCUGCACCCCCACCCCGCUCAAGAGAACCAUCCUGACGGAAGGCAGUGGCCCCCGGCUCUCUGCCUCCGAGCCAGGCCUACCCUCCCCCGGGGGAGCUAGCCGGACGGACGGGCGGCAGGACAAAGGCAAAGGGCAGAUGGUCCUGGCCACAGCAAUAGAGAUUUGUGUCUGAUGAGGGCUCAGUGGGAAUGAGGGGACAGCUGGUCCUCGCGACACCGCUCUGCUCCGUACAGCCUGCAACGAUGAUGUCAGCACCCCCGGCUCCUUGCCCCACUGGUGAAUGGGGGUCAAGGGGGGAUGGGGAUUCCUUUUUGUGUGAAAAGGGACCAGGAGCCGUGUCUCCCGAAGCAAAAAAUACUCACACUGCUAGUACUCACUGAUACUGAGGAUGCGACGUACAGCUAAACCCUGGAGGAAAGGCCAGAGUGCAGACACAGCCAGACAGAAAGGCCCCGGCUUGGUGGCCGGGAAGGACCAUGUGUGUCAUGGCGGCCCCUCCCCGUCACGUCUUCCAUGAUUGGGUUGGAGGCUGCUUCCCCUGGCACUCUGCACUGUGCCCCUGCUUUGUCAGUGGGGCCUGGGAGGAGCGCUGAGGCUCUUCCCAUUGUUGGGGGUGGGCAGGGACUUUCACAGGGAUGAGAGCAGGAAGCCACAGGAGGGAGGGAAUCGGCACCGAGUCUUGGACACACGGAUGGGUGGCCAUCUUGCGGG